Molecule: messenger RNA, 3948 nt
Organism: Phascolarctos cinereus (koala)
Lineage: Eukaryota; Metazoa; Chordata; Mammalia; Diprotodontia; Phascolarctidae
Gene: SPICE1
Product: spindle and centriole associated protein 1
Biological process (GO): mitotic spindle assembly; regulation of centriole replication; metaphase chromosome alignment
Cellular component (GO): spindle; centrosome; centriole
Source: RefSeq, a predicted model, not a curated record
CGGCCGGAAGCUGAGGGACCGCACCGAGCUACUGCGGGGCCGGGCCUUUGGGGAGGUGGCAGGAUUUGAUUAACGAAGCCGAAUGGCCGCGGAAACAUUAAGAUGUCAUUUGUGAGGUUGAGUCGCUUUGGUCCCCGUGGAAAUGGAAGAAAAGUGCUGAAAGCUAAAAAGAAGAAAACUCCAGUGAAUCAAGAAUGGGAUAGUACCGUGAAUGAUCUAACAGUACAUCGUGCAACUCCUGAAGACCUGGUACGUCGUCAUGAACUGCACAAAUCAAAGAAUAGAGCACUUGCCCAUUGGGAACUUCAAGAGAAGGCUUUGAAGAGAAAAUGGAAAAAGCAGAAACAGGAUACACCUGAUCUUCUUGGAAAAAGGAGACUGGCUAUCAUGAAGGAGAUUCUCUCUGAUCACUAUCAGAUGCAAGAUGCAUUGGAAAGAUCUGAUGAGAUGAUGGCUAUAGCAAAAGAUCUGUUUGGUGAUGCUCCUCGUAGACGCACAGGCUAUCCUAAUGUAACAAUAGCUCCUGACUCUGAGAUUGGUUCCUCCUCUGGCCCUAUUGUGUCAAAAAGAGACCCUCUUACUCAGUCAAUUCUUAACGAAUCUGCUAUUGACCCUCAGGCUCUUAAUGAAGUAGAGGAAGGAGAAGGUGAAGAAACUGUCAACAGCCAGUCAGAAGAAAGUGAAAAUGAACUGGAUGACUCUAUGAACUUUCAGUCUAAUAUGAGAACAGACAGGCUUCUUCAGCGCCUAAAUGAAGAGAAUUCUGAAUUCAUAUCUAAGUUAUGUACAAGUUUGCGGCAGAAAAUAGCUACAGCACAAACAACUCCGCCAACAACUCCAACAGUUGCUACUCCAUCACUGGAACAUAGAGCUUUGAAUGCUACUCAGGCAGUCAAGAGGAUCCAGUCAAGGCUACCACCUGAGGAACCUGCACAGAAUGUAGACUCAAAUUAUGUUGUGGGACAAGUGCUGAAUCCUAACUCAAGAAAACAAAAACAGCAGUUAGGCAAAGAUGCUGCUUUCUCACUCUCAGUGAAGAAGAAACCAGGUUUACCUGUUUCUUCCAAGGUGAAGAAGAAUGUUUCUUUCAACAAUGAAACCACCUCAGAUUUACCAAGUGCUGAUGUCUCCAGCCUGGAUACCCUGAAACACAUGAUACAUGAAGUGGAACAUGAAAUGGAAGAAUAUGAACGAUGGACAGGGCGAGAAGUCAAGGGAUGGAAAAACAAUCAAGGUCUAACUGGUUUUACUUUGUCCCUAGUGAGCUCCCUCUGUCGGCUGGUGCGCUACCUUAAGGAGAGUGAGAUGCAACUGCGUAAGGAGGUAGAUACAAGGCAACGCCUCGAAGUGGUAUUAGGUGAUCAUCGAGAAUUGAUUGAUGCCCUGACUGCUGAAAUUCUCCUUCUCAAAGAUGAAAAUACUGCUUUACAAGCAAAGUUCCAGCAGUACAUGGUAACAACUGAUGAGCAACUAAUUUCACUCACACAUGCCAUUAAAAGUGUCCCUGUAAUAGGAUCUAUCAGAGAAGAAAGUGUAGCCUCAGAAAGGGGAGUUGCAGUCAGAAGCAUUGCCAGUAGUCAAGAGGCUCCAGUUGUAAAUGAUAAUGUCUCUGUUCCAUUGAUAUUCAGAAGAGAUGAAUUCCCCCAGGAAGAAUUACCUGUUAAACUGACUCAGUUGCCAAAUCCCACAGAUGGUUUGAACCUUGCCAAUAGUUUACCAGCCCAUAUGUUUGAGCCAGCUGUUAUGCUAACACCUCCUAGGCAAAAGAACAACCCAGAGUUCCCUCCAUUGCAGGAAGUAUUGAGGAGGACAGUUCAGACUCGUCCUGCCCCACGUAUUCUUCCAAGUGUAGAAAUAACUGAGAAGGAACAAAAUUGGGAAAAGAAGAACUUGCCUAGUGCUGUAGAAAUUCCAAACUCAAAUGAGGAAAACCGUCUCUUCACCCAGAGAUGGAGAGUUUCUCAUAUGGAUGAAGAUUUAGCGAACAAAACCCAGCCUUUAUUUGCUAGUGUGCCGCAGGCCCAGUGCCCUCCUUCCCAUUUUCAGCCCUCAGGAAACUGUACUUUUCCAGAAGAACCUCCAGUACUUGGAGAUGGACAGCAGCUAAGAACAAACGAGCCUUUCCUGCAGAACAAAGAUCUGAUGGCACGAAUUGCUGAGUUAACGCUGCAGAAUUCUGCUAUUAAAGCACAUCUGAACAAUUUUAUAGGACCCUCAGGGGAACAAGGGGAUGCACCUCAGGACCUGGCCAAACUGGAAAAUAUAAAUGACAUGACAACAACUUUUCCAGCUAUGCAGCCACAAACACCAAACAGCAUGGAGGAACGAAUAGCAGAACUGAACCGCCAGAGUGUGGAGGCUCGAGGGAAAUUGCUGCAGUUAAUAGAACAGCAAAAACUUGUCUGUUUGAAUCCUUCCCCUCCAUUAGGUUCCCCUGGUCAUUCACCUUUGAGAGCAUGGACUGAAGGUGGAAAGAGGACUAUUGAGGUGUCUGUUCCAGGGGCAGAAACUACAGAGAACUCAAAAGGCAGUGCUAUUUCUCCUGCCAAUGGGAUGAAUGCCAGAAGAUCUUCAGGUGCCACCAGUUAUUCCUGCUCUCCAUUAAAUACGACUUCAGGGAGUGGACGAUUUACACCUGUCAGUCAGAGGGCAAAGGUUGAAAAGCAAAGAGAAGAAGGCUGGUUUGCUCUCUCUACACAUGUGACAUAAGUGAAGUCAUGUUUUACAGAUCUUGUUUUAUUUUUAAAUAUUUUCUUCAUGAACUUCCAUUUCCCAGCCCCCCCCUGCUUUUUCAUGUUAUUAUUCCUUUAAUUAGCACACAAAAACCAAUGCAUCAGUUCUUCUGGUGGACAGAAGUAAAACAUUUGUCAUAUUUCUGCAUUUAUUUUGAAUGUUGACCUUUUGGAAGAAUACCUAUUUAAGAAACAGCCCUUCUGAACAGAAAUUUGACAAGUGGGGAAUUAAAGUAUUACAUUCCAGUCAGUGUGAGGACAUAACAAGCCUUUUAAAUUUCUCAUGAUUAGAUUUUUUAUAAAAAAAACUCUAUGACAUUUGUACCUACAACAAAUUGAAUUCCUGUUUUUGGUUACAUAAUAAAUGUCAUCUUUGACAUCUUUUAAAUUUUUUUUCUAAAAAACAGAGUUGCUGUGGGUCAAUCUUUGUAAUAAAAGUUUUCUCUCUGGUUUGAGUAUAAUUACUGACUUAUGGAAAAACUUUUAACAUCAUCUUGGUCUCAGACUUACUGCUUUGAAAGUCACUGCUUUCUCCCACCUUUUUUUGAGCACAUUGUUUAUAGAGUUAUUUUUUUUUAAAUGGAUGUGUGAGUAUGUUUGUGUUUUCAGUAGAUGAGAAUAGUUGUAUAUAUUAUAGAAUAUGCUUAUGUGUUUUUUAAAUGUAAACUUUUAUCUAUAAUGGUGUGCAGUGAAUUUUAAAUAAAAAAUCAUAGUAAUUUGAAUCUUAAAUUUUUAUAUUAAUUAUUCCAGCAGUACCUGUGUCAAUAAGCUAGCAAGUGUCUAAGAGCAAUAAUAAUGAGUUAAUUCUAGAACUAGUACUUGAAAAGAGAUUAUGGUUCAAAAAUGAUUCCUUCUCUGUGUUAUCUUGAAAGAGGCCAUUAUGGGACACUAAGCAAACUCAGUAUAGGUAAGUACUUUUGUUGAUUCCCAGAUAAGUUGGGCAUUGAGUUCUCUUGAAAACUUGAUUUUUAAAAUCUUGCUUUUUUCUUAGGAAUUGACUAAUUCAGCCUACAUUUGCUUGAAGCUUUUAUUUAUUUCUCAUGCUCAGUGGUAGAAAUGGAAAUUAUUUCCUCAAGAAAUACUGAAUAUAUUUCCAUGAAACCAUAUGUAUAAUUUGCUUGUCCUCCUCCAUUCUUAUUCAGUCUUUUGUUUUAACUGGCACUGCACUGUGUAUAAUUGGUACCUUAAUAAAUGUUAUCCCAAUCUGAGUCAUAAA